This is a messenger RNA of Pseudophryne corroboree (corroboree frog), 2337 nucleotides long. RefSeq names its product putative nuclease HARBI1. Bases 1171 to 2223 code for a protein of 350 amino acids. The record is from RefSeq and is a predicted model, not a curated record. Lineage: Eukaryota; Metazoa; Chordata; Amphibia; Anura; Myobatrachidae. The transcript has 2 exons.
CAGGUGAUGCAAACACAAUUGGUACUUGUGCUUUGAUUGCUUACACUAUUUAAGCAUGUUUUUUGCAGCCUGUGUUUGUGGGUGUAUGCAGGAGCUUCAGUUGAGCGGUUUGGGUGGUUGUUCUGUUUGGUAUCGAGUUAGACAGUUCUCCAGUAUUCAAGGUAAUAUAUGUUUGUGUUUGUAUGUUAGAAACAAAGUAGUGUUUCCAAACUUGGGUCCAUGGAGUAAUGUAUAUGCAAUGUAAUGCAGACAUGUGUACUUGUUUAAUAGAAGUGUGUAUUAUGGUGCAUGUUGAGGUGUAUGCAGCUCGUCCUUAUGUGGUGCGGGCCGUUUAUUUUGUGUUAUGUGUACGCAAAUUUUUUUUAUUUAGUGUAUGUAUUGUAUGUAGUUUGUAGUGGUGUUGUCCUCAAUUAUAAUUGUCCUCUGUUUUCCUUUAUUAUAAUUGGGCCAAAAGUACCGGUAUAUCUAUUUGCAGGUAAGUAUGUGUAUGUUCAUAGGUGUGUUUUGUGUGGUGGGGUGUUGGUUUUUCUUCAUGUGGUUAUGAUUGUUUUAUUUUUAUUUUCCUUCUCAAGGAAGCAUAUAUUUUGUGUUUAAUUUUUUUGGGGAAGGAUACCCCUUGUUUUUUUUGCUGGGCCUUUUGCCUUUUUAAGUGUUUGGUUCUUCAUCUGUGGGUAAGUACUGUAUGUGCAUGUUCAUAGGUGUGUUUUGUGUGUUGGGGUGUUGAUUUUUCUUCAUGUGCUUAUGAUGGUUUUCUUUUUUUUUCUUUCUCCUUCUCAAGGAAGCAUAUAUUUUGUGUUUAUAUGCUUGCUCGUAGGUGUGUGUUGUGUGGUGUGGUGGUGGGUUUUUUGUGUGGCUUUUUGUCUAAAAUUAAGGUUAUUUGUUUGUGGUAAAAAAAAAAUUGUGGGGGGGGGUGUAAGUAUAUACAUGCUCAUUGUAAGUAUAUGCAUGCUCAUUGUUUUGUUGAGGAGGUUUUUUUGUGGUUGGGUUUGUUUUGCAAAUUGAAGACAUUAUUUUAUAUGCUAACGAUGUUCCUUUCCUCCUGGUGUGCAACAUUUAGAUAUGGAUUAUCCAACAGCUGUGUUUUUUUUUAUAAUUUAAAAUUUGUUGUGGCUAUUUGUGGUUGAAAAAAAUUGGAUCUUGUUUUAACACUCUGAUUUUUAAAAUUUUUAGAUGGUGUCGGCAGCAUACCUGUGUGCCGUUGCCGGCCAACCCCAACCUGCCCCUCAUCCUCGAAGGCAACGGAGGCGUGCAAGGCCUAGUAUAUUCCGUACCUGUGUCACCCUUUUUGGGAUGCCAGAUGAUGAGGUGUUGCACCGCUAUAGGCUGCCCCCUCAUGUCAUCCUAGAAACUCUCUCGAAAAUAGAGAGUGAUCUAGAGAGUUCAGCAAUACCAGCAUGGACACAAUUCCUUACUGUGUUACAUUUCUGCUCCUCAGUGUCCUACCAGAAUGUGGUGGGAGUACUGGUUGGUGUGUCUCAGGCAGCAUUUUCUAGGAUCCUGAGGUGCGUAAUAUAUGCUUUUUUAAAGCGAGUAAAGCAGUUCAUAUCAAUGCCAUUGGAUGUGGAGUCCCUAGCUGUGUUGAAGCGAAAAUUCCAUGAAGGGGGUAGUCGCUUCCCACACGUUAUUGGGAUAGUGAAUGGGACACAUGUUCCACUUGUGGCGCCAACACAUAAUGAAGAAAUCUUUAGGAACAGAAAACUGUUCCACUCUUUGAAUGUUAUGGUUGUUUGUGGCCCAUCCCUCCAGAUCCUUUCCCUGAACGCCUGGUACCCUGGCAGUGCACAUGAUUCCCACGUAAUUCGCCAAUCAGGGAUAUGGCAAAAAUUAAGACUGUUGGAAGGCCAAGAUGCGUGGAUAUUGGGAGAUCGUGGAUAUCCUUGCACCCCCUGGUUCAUGACUCCUUACAGCAGACCCACACCAGGGCCGCAAUCGUCAUUUAAUUCCGUGCUUACAGCCACUAGGCAGCUGGUGGAGUGCACAAUUGGUGUUCUAAAAGGACGCAUCCGUGUGCUCCACCGCACUGAUGGCAACCUCAUGUAUUCGCCGGAAAUGGUAAGUAAAAUUGUGGUCCUGUGUGCAAUCCUGCACAAUACUGCUUUAAGGAGGCAUAUCGAGCUACCUGAGAAUGAGGUAUUGUCCCCAGAGGAUGAGGAGCCGGGGUUGGCCGGACAUGGAGGCGGGGCACCAACGCUCAGCAGGGACAUGCCCUUAGGGCAAGAAUAGUGCAUCAAUAUUUCAGGUAUGUUUAAGUUGUGAUCACGUCACACACAUGUUUUUUGAAUUUACAAAUGUAUAUUUUGGAAAGGUCUAACAGAUUUAGUCAAUACAAAAAAAAAG